Aspergillus ruber CBS 135680 is the source of this 813-nucleotide messenger RNA. RefSeq lists its product as uncharacterized. Lineage: Eukaryota; Fungi; Ascomycota; Eurotiomycetes; Eurotiales; Aspergillaceae. The transcript has a single exon. The record is from RefSeq and is a predicted model, not a curated record. The coding region runs from base 1 to 813 and encodes 270 amino acids.
AUGGUCUAUGCGAGCGGUCAAAGCGAAUUCUCGGAGUGGGAACCUGUCAUAUGGGAUGCAGGUAUGCUUCCUGAGACAAGAGAAGGAAAAGGGAAAAGCCCCAAUAGCAAACUAAACCCACCAGGCUCUCCCCCUCCCUACACGGUAUCAUCCCCAUAUACGCCAUCAUCAAGCCCUCCUCCCUCCUAUAAAGCUGUCUCAUCGCGCUCAAGCUCUCCCACGCCAAUAUCAACACCACCAUCAGAGCUAGAUCCGGAGCUCGGUAAUGUUCAGCACGGCCAAGCCUCGUCUCCAUAUGCACAUCAGCCAUCUGACUCGCCAGACUCUCCUAAGAAAAGAAGGGGCUGCUGCAACAGAAAAGUGGCCUGGAUACUUGGCAUAUUCAUCUUGCUGGGGAUCGUAACCACCAUAGUCUGCACAUGCAUUAUAUUUAUUCCACGUCGAGGUAGGGAAGGUACGAACACAGAAGCUGUGCAGGUAGUCGAGACACAGCCACAACCACAGCCAGAACGGAUUUUGGCGUCUGAGCCUCAUCCUGAGUCUGUGUCCGAGCCCAAGCCUGGACCAGAACUGGAACCGGAGCCUGAACCUGAGGCAGUACCAGAGCCAGAGCUAGAGCCUGUAGUAGAAAAGCCAGCACCGGAACCGGAGUCAGAGCUAGAGCGAGAGCGAGAGCCAGUACAAGAACCCGCUCAUGCCUCUACUCCUGAUCAAGUUCAAGUUGCGGCUCCAUAUCCUGCUUAUGUGCAGACGUGUACUCACGUCCCAUUACUGGGCUGGUUUCUUUCGUGGCUCGACUCUGCUAUUUGCUAG